CUAUCUUUUCUUUUUGGCACUCCAAAAUUCUGUUUUCUCUUCCAUUCUCCACUCUCCAGCUUCCAGCAAAUCUAUAAUCCCCAAAAUGCCCUCGUCUCUGCAACUACAAUCCCCUACUUUCAGAGCUCUCCAUCUCCAUCGUCUUCCAGUGUCUUCGUUUUGGGGCAGUGAUCUCUGCUCCUACAACACUGGAGGAGUAGGAGUAGCUCUCAACCUCGAUGCUGCUGCUGCUGCUCCUGCUAAACGCAACAACAUGAAGAAGAAAAAGAACCUUCUUUGCUCCAAUGGCAGAACCUUUAGGGUUUUCGCAAUGUCCAACGCCUCCCCUCCUCCUCCGUUCAAGAUGAACCUCAACGAAUACAUGGUCACUCUAGAGAAGCCACUCGGUAUCCGAUUCGCUCUCUCCCUCCACGGCAAAGUCUUCGUUCAUGCUCUCAAGAAAGGGAGUAAUGCAGAGAAGUCAAGGAUAAUCAUGGUGGGUGAUACUUUGAAAAAGGCAGGGGAUUCAUCUGGGGGCAGGCUUAUUGAGAUCAAGGACGUUACUGAUACACGGAAGAUGCUGAAAGAGUUAUCAGGACCUUUUAGCCUGAUCCUUGAGAGGCCCUUCUCUCCAUUUCCAAUCCACCAACUGCAUCUUAUGAGUGAUCUUGAUGUACUAUUUAAUAGAGGUCGGGUUUCUGUUGCCAGCUGGAAUAAGAGUAUAUUGGCAUCAAAUUUUCAAACAUCUUCUGAAAGUACUGGGAAUUCUGGGUUUGUCAUGUUUUCCUCUAAGUUUCUAACAUCCCAUGGAUGGAAACUUUUGAAUGAUCAAAAUGGACUUGCACAACCCAUGAGUGAACUUGUUUGUAUUUUUUCUGAGGAAGAGUCUGGAGAUGGAGAAUGGGCUCAUGGGAACUUCCCACUUGAGGAAUAUGUUAAGGCACUGGAUCGUUCUAAAGGGGAGCUAUACUAUAAUCACUCCCUUGGCAUGCACUAUAGUAAGAUUACAGAGCAGAUAUAUGUGGGUUCAUGCAUUCAAACAGAAGCUGAGGUGGAGACUUUGUCAAAUGUUGCUGGAGUGACUGCUGUUCUAAAUUUCCAAAGUGGAGUUGAAGCAGAAAAUUGGGGAAUCAAUUCUAAAUCAAUCAACGAAUCAUGCCAAAGAUCUAAUAUUCUCAUGAUCAACUAUCCUAUAAGGGAAGGAGACUCUUUUGAUAUGAGGAAGAAGUUACCAUUUUGCGUGGGACUUCUACUACGCUUGUUGAAAAAGAACCAUCGUGUUUUUGUUACUUGUACUACUGGUUUUGAUCGAUCUCCAGCUUGUGUGAUUGCAUACCUGCAUUGGAUGACAGAUACUUCCCUUCAUGCAGCUUAUAAUUUUGUCACUGGGUUACAUACUUGCAGGCCUGACAGACCGGCAAUUGCUUGGGCAACAUGGGAUCUUAUAGCUAUGGUAGAAAAAGGUGAACAUGAUGGUCCUGGAACCCAUGCUGUGACGUUCAUAUGGAAUGGGCAAGAGGGAGAGGAUGUAAAUUUGGUAGGUGAUUUUACUGGAAAUUGGAAAGAACCAAUUAAAGCAAUCCACAAGGGUGGAUCUAGAUAUGAAGUUGAAGUUAGACUCUCACAAGGAAAGUACUACUACAAGUUUAUCAUUAAUGGGCAAUGGAGACAUUCAACUUCUUCACCUGCAGAAAGGGAUGGAAGUGGCAAUCUUAACAAUGUAAUUGUGAUUGGUGAUAUUGCGAGCGUCUGGCCUUCUGUUCAACAACAAAAGAAGGAUGUGAAUGUUGUGAGGGUGAUUGAGAGGCCUCUGACAGAAAAUGAACGGUUUAUGCUGGCCAAAGCAGCUCGGUGUGUUGCAUUCUCCAUUUGUCCAAUCAGACUAGCUCCCAAGUAGUUGGGCAUACAGUACCCUAGGCAGCGGUAUGGCUGUUAAAUUCUCUGAUACUGUGGCGUUACUACCAGCCCUUUUUGAGACAUUAAUUACCACUUAGUGGUUCUACAUUCUCUCGUCAUCCUCUUUUUGACUUGAGUUCUCAAGGUAUUCUCUUUCAGACUUGAAAUUAUCGUGCUGGUUGCUUCAAGUGGUGGGCUAGAAAAAAGAUGCAUAUUCAUAAAUGUCAAACAUAUUGUAAUUAGUGAGGCCAACUUUCUGGUGUCUUUCACUCCUACUGAGAGAAAAUGAAGUCAUACCAUAUCCACGGAAUAUAACUACAGGGUAUUUAUACAAUGUCAGCCCGAUUCUAUUGAUUA
Messenger RNA from Quercus robur (English oak), 2232 nucleotides. Its product is annotated as phosphoglucan phosphatase LSF1, chloroplastic. The transcript has 10 exons. Gene Ontology annotation, biological process: starch catabolic process; protein dephosphorylation. The record is from RefSeq and is a predicted model, not a curated record. Bases 86 to 1876 code for a protein of 596 amino acids. NCBI's taxonomy places the organism in Eukaryota, Viridiplantae, Streptophyta, Magnoliopsida, Fagales, Fagaceae. Gene Ontology annotation, molecular function: protein binding; carbohydrate phosphatase activity; protein tyrosine/serine/threonine phosphatase activity. Gene Ontology annotation, cellular component: chloroplast; starch grain.